AUGAUUAACCGGAGCUCAGGAGCCGACUUCAUCCUGAUGGGCUUCUCUGACCACCCACAGCUUGAGAGGAUCCUCUUUGUGGCGGUGCUGAUCUCCUACCUCCUGACUCUGGUGGGCAACACAGCCAUCAUCUUGGUCUCCUGCGUGGAUUCCGUGCUUCACACACCCAUGUACUAUUUCCUGACCAACCUCUCCUUUGUUGAUAUCUGCUUUUCCACCAGCAUCGUUCCCCAGCUGCUGUGGAAUCUCCAUGGUCCAUCCAAGACCAUCACUCCCAUAGGCUGUGCAAUUCAGCUCUAUGUGUCUCUGGCUCUGGGGUCCACUGAAUGUGUCCUCCUAGCCGUCAUGGCAUUUGAUCGCUAUGCUGCUGUUUGCAGACCACUCCAUUACAACAGGGUUAUGCACUCCCGGCUCUGCCAGUUGCUUGCUGGAGUGGCCUGGCUGAGUGGAGUGGGCAACACAGUGAUUCAGGGCACCAUCACCCUCCGCCUGCCUCGCUGUGGGAACCACAAGAUUUACCACUUCAUUUGUGAGGUUCCUGCUAUGAUCAAGUUGGCCUGUACAGACAUUCAUGCCAAUGAGGUCCAGCUCUUUGUGGCAUCCUUGGUGCUGCUGCUCCUCCCCCUGGCUCUCAUCUUGGUUUCAUAUGGGCACAUUGCUCAAGCAGUGAUGAGGAUAAGGUCCACCCAAACCUGGCAC
Nannospalax galili (Upper Galilee mountains blind mole rat) is the source of this 699-nucleotide messenger RNA. RefSeq names its product olfactory receptor 2G3-like. The annotation marks the transcript as partial. Gene Ontology annotation, molecular function: olfactory receptor activity; G protein-coupled receptor activity. The record is from RefSeq and is a predicted model, not a curated record. The transcript has a single exon. Lineage: Eukaryota; Metazoa; Chordata; Mammalia; Rodentia; Spalacidae. Gene Ontology annotation, cellular component: membrane. Gene Ontology annotation, biological process: G protein-coupled receptor signaling pathway.